AUGAAAGAUCUUUCGCAUUUCGCCUGGGUCGAGGUUGAUCCUCUUGACUCAUUUAAGGAAUUGAUAAAAUGUGCACCAGGUGGUAUUGAAUUGAUACACGAAUAUAAUGAAACAAAUGGUCUAUCUGCAAUUAAUCGACGAAAAUUAGUUAAUAUUGCUGUAGAUUCAAUGGUUGCUAGAUAUGGAUAUUUUCCAACAUCCGAACAAAAAGUACUUUGUGCCAAGGAAAUUGUCAAAUGUUUUCCAAAAUUAAAAGAUCCAGCAUCUGAAGAAGGAUAUGAAAUAUUCUUUGAUCCCGAAACAAGAAGUGGAUAUAUAUCAUGGAGAUUAAAAACAAUAAAUCGUAAAAGAAAAGGUGAAAAAAGAAGAAUUCAUUUUUUAAAAUCAAAUGUAAGAACAGAACCGGUGACGCAAAAUUUACCGGAAUUAAAUUAUGAGGAUCCAUUAUUGGAACAAGUAUCAUUUCAUGAUUCACAGAGAAUAGAAUUUUUAAAAACAGCCUGCUCAAUUACUCAAAAACACGAAAUUAUUGCGGCAAUGAAAGCAACUUUUCCAUUGAGAUGUGCAUAUAGAAGACAAAUUUUAGAAAAUUUUCCACGAUUUAUUGAUAUUCCUUAUUUAAUAAAUUUGGAUUUUUCCUUAAUGUUUCCAGAAAUGAAUUAUUGUCGACCAGUGAAUACUGAAUUAAUUUUCAAAGCAGCUGAUAUUCUUUUACCACGUAAUAGCAAUAUUAAAACCAACAAAGAAACAGAAUGGGACAUCAUAACAAGGGCCUAUAUAACUUUGAUGAAAUUGAUCCCACCGUCAACAAAAGCUAGGAAAAAAGUUGAACAAGAAAUAAUACUGACUGACAAACUAGUGACAUUUGAAGAGAAUACAACUUCAUUGGAUGAAAUUCCCAUUAUUAAUAAUCAUCCAUAUAUUAUUGCACUUGGCAAAAAUAGAAAUUGCAUCAGUUCAUACUAUAUAUCAAUAAACGGAAAAAUAUUAUUAACAGAUGCAACAAAUUUUACGAUGGCGUUUGAUCAACUAUUCAAAAGUCAUUUGGUAUUUUAUUUCAAAUUUGAUGAAACUCUUUCAACAUUUUACCAAUUUGUCCAAUCAUUCUAUUAUGGAAUCAACACAGGAGUACAAUUUACUCCUCGAAUGAGAGAAAUACGAUCAUUUUUGUCCCAAGAAGAUUAAAGGAAUUUUUUCUUUCAUAAAUAUUUAUAAUAUUAAUAAAUGAAUAUCGAAUAUUCUGUGUGUUGUUGACGGUAUAAUUUAUCAGAACUAUAUUUUAGUUUUUACAAUAUUAAUUUUCUAUUCUUUAUAAUAUAAGUGUAUUUUAUUUUCUUAAUAAUUUAUUCAUUAUAUUAAAUUAUUAUACCCUGUAAAAACGACGAUUUAUGUAUAAUAUUUAAGUAAAUAAAUAAUAUACAUUAUAA
Messenger RNA from Leptopilina boulardi, 1427 nucleotides. RefSeq lists its product as uncharacterized. The transcript is spliced from 7 exons. Bases 1 to 1185 code for a protein of 394 amino acids. The record is from RefSeq and is a predicted model, not a curated record. Lineage: Eukaryota; Metazoa; Arthropoda; Insecta; Hymenoptera; Figitidae.